AUGACGGCCGAGGAGACCAUCAACAUCAAGGAGGCCGAGGUGAUCAAGCUGAUGCUGGACUUCCUGAGCUCCAGGAAGCUGCACAUCAGCAUGCUGGCCCUGGAGAAGGAGAGCGGCGUCAUCAACGGGCUCUACUCCGACGACAUGCUCUUCCUCAGGCAACUGAUUCUGGACGGCCAGUGGGAGGAGGUGAUGCAGUUCAUUCAGCCUCUCGAAGGGAUGGACAAGUUUGAGAAGAAAAGGUUCCGCUACAUCAUUCUGAAGCAGAAGUUUCUGGAAGCUCUGUGUGUAAAUAACGCCAUGUCAGCUGUUGAAGAACCUCAAAAUAUGGAGUUCACCAUGCAGGAGGCCGUCAAGUGCCUCAACAGUCUGGAGGAGUUCUGCCCGUCCAAGGACGACUACAGCAAGCUGUGUCUCCUCCUCACCCUGCCCCGCCUCACGCACCACGCCGAGUUCAGAGACUGGAACCCGAGCACGGCGCGGGUCCACUGCUUCGAGGAGGCCUGCGUCAUGGUCGCCGAGUUCAUCCCUGCGGACAGGAAGCUGAGCGAGGCCGGCUUCAGGGCGAGCGGCAACCGCCUCUUCCAGCUGCUCAUGAAAGGGAUCCUGUACGAGUGCUGUGUCGAGUUCUGUCAGAGCAAGGCGACUGGUGAGGAGAUCACCGAGGGCGAGGUGCUGCUCGGCGUGGACCUGCUCUGCGGGAACGGCUGCGAUGAGCUGGACCUGUCGCUGCUGUCCUGGCUCCAGAACGUCUCCCCGGGCGACUUCUCCUGCGCCUUCCAGCAGAAGACCCUCAAGAUCCACGUGGACCGGCUGAUGAAGCCCAGCAAGGCGGGCCACGCCGACCUCCUGACCCCGCUGAUCAACCGCCUGUCUCCCUGUCCCGCCUCGCCCUUCCGCCAGAGGCCCCAUUCGGCCGACACCUACAUGUCCAGAUCGCUCAACCCGGCCCUGGACGGCCUGUCCCACGGUUUGGCGGCGCAGGACAAGAGGAGCAUGGAGGCGAACAUGAAGUCUGCUCUGAGCCGGAGCCUCGUGGAGAACAACGUGCACCAGCAGGAGGAUUCACCUGAGAGGAAACAACCACAGAGGCCUGAUGGUCCCAACACCACACGCACACCUCUGACUCCUGGGAAAGAUGGAGAGCCGCCCUGCAGCACAGACACAAAUGAGUGCUGUGACUCCGAGGAGCACAUCCAGGAGUUUUACAGGCAGCACCUCCGCGUACAGCAACAUCUGGAGCAGAAGCAGCAGCAGAGGCAGCUGUAUCAGCAGAUGCUGCUGGAGGGGGGGGUGAAGCCGCAGGACCGAGCCCAGCACAACCUCACCGAGACCUUCCUGAGCAGAUCGAUACAGAAAUUGGAGGAGAUGAACGCGGGCAUUGACCACAAAGGAGAUGAGGUGAUGACACAUCUCGGCCAGCAGUGGAACGGACUGACGGGAAGCGGCGGCGCCUCCAGUCAAGGGACCGGCAACGCCCGGCACACGCCAGAGACGGGGCUGCCGAGGGACAGGACCGGUGGAGUGAGCAGCAGCACCCCGCUGAGGACCGGGAGCCACGGCUUGCCCUCUCUCAGCGAGUCUCCAGUUCCGACCAGUCAAAGGUCAGAGCCUGUGGGGAAGUCCAAAGCCCAGUUUGUGAAAGUGAACCAGCUGGAGGACACACAGGCAGUACGCGCCGUGGCCUUCCACCCCUCGGGGGCGCUCUACGCUGUCGGCUCCAACUCAAAAACCCUGCGAGUCUGUGCCUACCCAGAAAGCCUGUCCACCAGUCCUGGUGCCGUCAAGCAGCCGGUUGUGCGCUUCCGGAGGAACAAGCACCACAAAGGCUCCAUCUACUGUGUGGCCUGGAGCCACUGUGGUCAGCUGCUGGCCACCGGCUCCAACGACAAAUUUGUCAAAGUCCUUCCUUUCAACGCUGACACCUGCAACGCCACAGGCCCGGACCUGGAGUUCAGCAUGCACGACGGCACCGUCAGGGACCUGGCCUUCAUGGAGGGCCCCGAGAGCGGAGGCUCCAUUCUGAUGAGCGCCGGAGCUGGAGACUGUAACAUCUACACCACCGACUGUCAGAGGGGACAAGGCCUCCAUGCUCUGAGUGGACACACGGGUCACAUUCUGACUCUGUACACGUGGGGGGGGUGGAUGAUCGCCUCCGGCUCCCAGGACAAGACGGUGCGUUUCUGGGACCUGAGGGUGCCGAGCUGUGUCCGGGUGCUGGGAACCACGCUGCACGGCUCAGGCAGCGCCGUGGCCUCAGUGGCGGUGGAUCCCAGCGGCCGCCUGCUGGCCACUGGUCAGGAGGACAGCACCUGCAUGCUGUACGACAUCCGAGGAGGACGCAUCGUGCAGACGUAUCGACCGCACGGCAGCGACAUCCGCUCGGUGCGCUUCUCCCCCGGAGCUCACCAUCUCCUGACCGGCUCCUACGACAACAAGAUCAUCAUCAGUGACCUGCAGGGUGACCUGACAAAGCCCCUCCCUCAGACAGUGGGGGGGGGGCACGGUGACAAGGUGAUCCAGUGUCGGUGGCACCCCCACGAUCGAACCUUCAUCUCCUCCUCUGCAGAUCGAACCGUGGUCCUCUGGGCUCCGGGCUCCUGAGGGCCACAGACACACACUGGUGAACAGCAGCAGGAGGAGGAGGAGGAGGAGCGUUCACCCCCAUGUGGGAUCACUUACUGCUUCACUGUGUGAUUGUGUGUGUUUGUGCACACACACAUGCAAACAAGUUGUGAGCAUCAAUCCGUGUAUGUUGCACAGUUUAAAGGUGUGUGUAUGUGUUUGUGUAUGUUCUGUGACUGAAAUAUUUUUAAGGUGGAAAAUUCGGUCACGCUCGCACAUUGUGAGCAUCAAUCUGUAUAUGUUGCAGAGUUUAAAGGCGUGUGCGUGUGUGUGUGUGCAUUGUGUGACUGAAACAUUUUUAAAUUGGAAAAUACAGUCCCUAUUAGAAAAUGUGUGUGUGUGGUAUUCUGCUAAUGCAGGGCACAAAAGUACUGUUGGAGUUUCAGUGUAGUUAAAGUUGAAGUAAAGGAGAAGCUAUGUAAAGGAGCUAAUGAUGUUUUUGUGGGUCCAUCAGAGUUUAAAUGCUUAAAAUAUUCUGUGUGCGUCUGUCGGUCUGUGUGUGUGUGUGUCUGUGUGCGUGUGUGCAUGUUUCUUUGUGUGUUGGGGCUUUGUAGAGCGUACAGAUGAAAGGGCACAGUUGUAGUUAGAUCAGAGAGGUGACUGAUAGGCCUGAAGUUGAAAGGCAUGAGUUGGUUCCCUGCGAGCACACGUUCAGGUUAGUUUAGUUGUUUCCUCUCAAUGUUAAACCUCAUGUGAAUCAGCCGGACGCUCACUUCAGAAGUGACACAGUUCAUGAAGCUGUGACCUGGACUCAUGUCGUGGAAGGAGCCACGUUCGGUUAUGCAUAUCAUAAUGUGCCUUUUUGUAACAUUUGUAGAUUGAUAGAUUUAUUUACUAUUUGCAGCUUUAUCCUUCUUGCUCAUACGCCUUUUUUCAUGUAUAGAAAAUGUGCGCACACGUGAAUAGAUUCAAGUUUUGUUCACCACAUCUGUUUUUGAGAGUGAAUUCGCACUUUGCACAAAUGCUGGAUGCUCAGUUUGCUCAGGUUUGGAAUAACAGCAGUGAACAAAUUAAUUUUAAAUGUGUAUCAGCCCCAAAGUAUUUCAAACUUAAUAAAUCAUUUGCAACACAAAAAUGAGAAGUCAGUGUUGGGAAUUCAAUCAGGCUGCACCAAAUUUCACACACUCGUAGAUAUCAGUUCCCAAAAUAUGCCUGAUUGUUUUUUUUCAUCAAGAUCCACGACUCAUUCUUUGUGAAAUCAGGAAAAACAAAGAAAAAAGAUUUCUGGAUCUUCUUCAAAAUUGAAAGGAUUCCUCUCUCACCCGAACCACAUGCUUCCGACAAGUUUCGUGGAAAUCCGCCCAAACGUUUUUGCGUAAUCUUGCUCACGAACAAACAAACAAACAGACAGACAAACAAACAGACAGACAGAGGUGAACAUGAGAGAAGAGGUUGGGAGACUGAUCUGCACUUUAAACUAAGAGAUGCUGCUAAACUGUGAAAGAGUGAAAUAAUCCAGGCACAUUAUUUACUUUUACAAGUAAGAUUUUAUUUUUAUUCUCACUUUUCACUCACCUACACAAACACCUGAUGCAUGAGAGAGAGAAGACAACACAGUCAAGUUAUGAAUCAUAUUUUACAUGAUCUGUGGCCCAAUGGCAAAUUCAGCCUUUUUGUCCAACUGCGUGGUUUCAAGAGAAAGUUUGUUGAAGUUGUCAGUGGACGUCAAACUGUUGAAUCCAAUAAAAGUGAUGUUCUUGCUUUUGAAAUUAAAUAAAGUAUUUUUAAGUUACACUUCA
This is a messenger RNA of Pleuronectes platessa (European plaice), 4364 nucleotides long. RefSeq names its product WD repeat-containing protein 47. NCBI's taxonomy places the organism in Eukaryota, Metazoa, Chordata, Actinopteri, Pleuronectiformes, Pleuronectidae. The coding region runs from base 1 to 2604 and encodes 867 amino acids. The transcript is spliced from 14 exons. Gene Ontology annotation, molecular function: protein binding. The record is from RefSeq and is a predicted model, not a curated record.